CAAUUUUGACAGCCUCGUCGUCAUCCACAGCCUCGAGCUGCAUGGGUCUAAGCGAUGGCUUGUCGCGUGUCUAGGAGCUUUUGUCUGGCUCUGGAUUGCUCAGUCCCAAGUUCAAAUCUGCGACCGAAAUGUUGGCGAUCAACUCUUUGACAGAUUGAAACAUCGACAGACAUUCGGACAUCUUCACCUACCGGUUGACACGAAACCUUCCAAGACAAGACUCUGGCUUCGACGAUCGAGGCCUCACCCAACAUGGCUCCCAGCUUACCACAAUUCUCUGCUGCUCGCAUGCGCUCAUAUAUAUUCCGUCUGCCGUUGUUCACAAGGGGAAUAAUAUUUGCUAUAGUUGCUUUGUGGCUUGCGAGUCUGCUUCCUGUGUUGGAUGUACAGCAAUGGGGCUCCUUAAUACCGAAAGAGAUUGGCAUCAGUACCAUGUAUAGGACGAAUACAUUUCCGCUGGUCCAUGCCGGCUUCUUCCACGCUUUCAUGAAUUUGUUGGCUCUAACCCCUUUGUUGGAACGAUUCGAAGCCGAAUAUGGCACUCUUACUACACUGGCAUUGUUUCUCGGACCUUUGUCGACUAUUCCUGCGCUCCUCUAUACCUUCAUCGAGAGAGGGAUCUUGGGCAUGAAUACUGCAGUGCUUGGGGCUAGCAUUUGGGUGUUCACUCUGAUCGCUGUGGAAGCCGUCAAAACAUACAAGUCGAAUCCGUACUUCAUGCUCGGCUCAGCACAAAUACCGACUUGGAUUACUCCUUUUGUCUUGGUAUUAUUCGUGUCCUUCCUGAUCCCGAAUACCAGCUUUCUGGGCCAUGUUUGUGGCCUCGCAUUUGGCUAUGGCUGGGGACUUGGAUAUCUCAAAUUCCUUGCACCACCCGACUGGGCUCUACGAUGGAUCGAAGGAAAAUUGAACCUGCUUGGGAGACUACCACAUUAUGUCUCUGUGGAUCAGAAGACAUACGGACGAUACGGUGUUCUGCCAACCACAAACCCAACUGAAACUUCCGGAGUGCUGCUUCGGCGCAAUUCAUUAAUCCUUAAGCUCCCACCAUACCUCUCCUUCCUUUGUAUAGCGAUCGGAGUCGCCUGGCUUCUUGUUCUACCUCUAGAUGACUACUCUCGAAAGACGUACAUAUCUGAGAAUGCGCUGCUUCCGGGACAAGUACAUACCUAUUUCGCGGGGAGCGACCAGAAUGUGUUCCGAGGAUAUAAGCAUGAAGUCGAUGCGUUAGAAGAAAAGAGCAAUAUCGAGGUGAAUGAUAAGUUGGAGGAGUUCUUCAAGGCUUCUGGAUUGAAGAUUGCGAGGCAGAGCUACGAAUACAAAUCUGCUGGAGAGACGUAUAAAGGAGAGAACAUCUACGCUAUAUUGCAUGCCCCGAGAGGAGAUGCCACGGAAGCCAUUGUACUCGUUGGAGCUUGGAGGAAUAUUGAGGGCAAGCUCAAUCGAAGCGGAGUAGCUCUUGUCUUGACUCUGGCUCGAUACUUCAAAAGAUGGUCCCUCUGGUCGAAGGAUAUCAUAUUCUUGAUCACCGCAGACAGUAAGGCAGGACCUCAAGCUUGGGUUGAUGCUUACCAUGAUACACAUCAGUCUCCAGCUAUUGCUUCACUUCCAUUGAAGAGUGGAGCUUUGCAAGGAGCUGUGGUCAUCGACUAUCCAUUCGAUCAUCGCUUCGAGUCCAUACAUAUAGUAUACGACGGCAUCAAUGGCCAGCUUCCCAACCUGGAUCUAUUGAACACAGUGGUCUCCAUUGCAAGCGGCCAGAUGGGGAUUGGAGUCUCACUACAGCAAAUGUGGCAUCACACAGACAACUACAAAGACAGACUGAAGACCAUGCUCCGAGGAAUGAUGAACCAAGGUUUAGGACACGCAUCAGGACCUCACAGCAGUUUUAUCCCUUACCACGUGGAUGCUAUCACUCUACAGCCUUUCGGCGAAGGUUGGCAAGAUGAGAUGGCUAUGGGAAGAGUUAUUGAAAGCACAUUCCGGAGUCUGAAUAAUUUGCUGGAACACCUGCAUCAGAGUUUCUUCUUUUAUUUGCUCAUGCAAGCCAAUCGGUUUGUGAGUAUUGGUACUUACUUACCCAGUGCUAUGUUGGUGGCUAUCAACUUCACUAUUAUGGCCAUCUUUCUCUGGGUGAAGAGUGGAGCUGUCGAGGAGCCGAAAACUAAGACUGCUUCGACAAUUGAGAGUGGAGAAGAAAAAAGUCAACUUGUCGUUGUCCAAAAAGGAGACGCUAAAGCUCUUGUUCCUGAGGAGAUAUUGACCGUUCGAGAAAGAGAGUUGUUCGUGCCUCUCGCGGUAGUCGCUGGAUCCCAGUUUCUAGGAGUUUUACCCCUAUACAUAUUCAACCACACACCACAGAACAUGCUCCGAUCAAUGUUCAUUAUCUUCGCUAUAAUCAACAACAUCUUCCCCAUCGUCCUAUCUAAAACUAUCAUCCAAUACUUCUCCCCAACGAUUCAACAAUACCAACUAAUCAAAGCCUUCUCCCUCCUCCUGCUAGGAAUGUUCCUCUCCUCCCUGGCAACCCUCAACUUCUCCCUCGCUUUUCUAGUCGGUCUCUUCUCUGCCCCACUCACCUACAUUCAACCCCUCCCGAACAAACCCAUCAUCUCCGGCAUCCUCGCCAUUCCACUAAGUUUGUUGGCACCAACGACCAUCAUGGUAGCUGGGACGUGGUAUUGGGGCCUAGAUAUUGGAGAGGUGUUAAAGGAGGCAGCGUUCGGAUGGGAUGUUUGGGGAAUGAACACCCAGGUUGUGGUUUGGUGUGUUUGGUGGCCAGCUUGGGUUGUGGGGAUGAUCUUGUUGUUUGGGAGUCCGAGGGAAGAGACCAGGGGGAAGAAGGUUGAGAAGUAGAUGUUGAUAGAAUAGAAUCCAGUCGACGAGAUUCAUUUUGCUGUAUUGCUG
Mollisia scopiformis is the source of this 2907-nucleotide messenger RNA. RefSeq names its product Gaa1-domain-containing protein. Gene Ontology annotation, cellular component: membrane; GPI-anchor transamidase complex. The record is from RefSeq and is a predicted model, not a curated record. Gene Ontology annotation, biological process: attachment of GPI anchor to protein. Gene Ontology annotation, molecular function: serine-type endopeptidase activity. The coding region runs from base 253 to 2856 and encodes 867 amino acids. Lineage: Eukaryota; Fungi; Ascomycota; Leotiomycetes; Helotiales; Mollisiaceae. The transcript has 10 exons.